This is a messenger RNA of Aspergillus bombycis, 2676 nucleotides long. Its product is annotated as Hid1 family protein. NCBI's taxonomy places the organism in Eukaryota, Fungi, Ascomycota, Eurotiomycetes, Eurotiales, Aspergillaceae. The record is from RefSeq and is a predicted model, not a curated record. The coding region runs from base 1 to 2676 and encodes 891 amino acids. The transcript is spliced from 8 exons. Gene Ontology annotation, cellular component: Golgi trans cisterna; membrane; Golgi medial cisterna.
AUGGGAGCUUCGGAGUCAAAGCUGGUCUUCAAGCAGGGAAUCUUCCGUCUCUCAGAAGAGAAGGACAUUCCUGCGGACGAUCCGUACUGGGCCAGAUUCUGGGAGCUCCCAGAGUCAACUGAAGAUGUCUUCAGUUUAUUCACCCCCGCCGACAUACGACGGACUCGCGACAACGCGCUAUCCAACUUCGAAACGCUAUUGCUCUCUGUAACAUCGCGUCUCAGUAUAUUAAAGAACCAUCCCUCGUUUCCAGACCCUGAGCUUGCUCCCGACCGUGACGCCCUUAACUGUAUUCGCAUCUUGACCCGUAUCCUCCCUUUCGUUUACGAAGCCGAGCACCUGGAAGACUGGGAAGAGAAAUUCUUUUGGGGUCGCCGGAAGAAGAAGACACGACAAGCACAAGUGGCAGCCGAGAUACUCUUUGAUGAGGCACAAACUGAAGAACCACGAGCGUCGCCAGAGCCCAAUGAUUAUGAAGAGGUGAAGCCUUUAGCCGAGGAAUUAAUUGAUACACUUGUGGAUCUUCUCUUCUACAUAGACUUCACCAUCCCAAAGCUCCCGACGGCCAAAAGCAAAGUGUCCUACUCAAUAUGGCAGAGCGGUGUUGGUUGCAAUACAUCUAUGGGCUCGAACAAAGAGCUGGAAAACAACCGCUGUGAGAUCAUUCGGCUAUUACUUACCUUAACGGGAAAGGCAAUGUACAUGCCUUCAGGUUUGUUACCAGUACAGGGUGUCAAAGCCAUUACGUACAUUGCAACAUGUCCCGAUAAGCAGGCCGUUUUAACACUGCUUUGUUCAUUACUGAACACAGCCAUUAAAUAUAAUCCCGCUUCCUGGAGGGUGCCCUAUGAUCAUGUUGUCUGGAAAGAUCCUAAGCAAAUACUAGUUAUAUAUUGCUUGCAGUUUCUUUUGGUACUUCUCUUAUACCCAAUCCCAGAAGAUGGGCGCGGAGCUUCGCCAAAGAAUUACUACCGCCAUUACUUCGGAAGGCUACAUAGGCCGCAGGACUUUCAAUUUCUGGUUGAUGGCAUGACCAGAAUCUUAAAUCAACCAAUGCAGGCGACAAAUUCCUACCUUCCUGGUAGCCAAAAGACAGUCAAGUGGGCACCCGAGAUGAUGAUGCUCUUCUGGGAAGCUUUACAAUGCAAUAGGCGAUUCAGAUCAUUCAUCAUCGACUCCAACCGCUCGCACGACUUCGUCAUUCUUUGUAUCUUCUAUGCUAUUGUAUACAAAUCCGACCCUUCACAGCAAGGUGUGGUCAGGAUGUGUAUUUUCAUUACACAGACCAUGAGCGUCGAGCCCAAUUUCGGGAAGAGUCUGAACAAGAAAUUCGAAGCUCAAGAGACGCUUCCACAAAGCAUUCGUAUUCCUGGUUUCAAGGGAUCAUAUGCCGAUUACUUGAUCAUGUCCGUUCAUACUCUAAUCACCGGAAGCAAAGGACAAUUAACCGCUGUCUACCCCGCGCUUCUAGCAAUCAUCAAUAACAUAGCUGCAUACGUCGAAAAUCUGUCCCCAGCUGCAUGCUCCAAACUUUUGCAACUCUUCUCGUCAAUGUCUGCCCCCAGCUUCCUCCUGGCUAACGAGACGAAUCAUACCCUUCUUUCCUCAGUACUUGAGUCGAUCAACGCGCUUCUCGAACAUCAAUUUACCAAAAACCCGUUCCUGGUGUACGCUAUUCUUAAGCACAGGAGACGUUUUGAGGCAGUUCGAGAAUUUACGCUUGAGAGUGGACAGCAGGAGAUAGAACGCCAAAAUGAGAGACGAAAAUCGGAAGGCGGGUCUUACGAUUUUGUUUCCAGCCCGGUUCUGUCGGCGUCUGAAGAUGAUCCUCACACAGCUUCUGGCGCGCGGUCACCGUUGGGUCGCAUUCCCGAAGAACACAGUCCGUUCGCAAUUGGUGGGGACGAUUCAGAUGACGAGCGAGAAGAGCAAAAGACUCCAGCGCAAUCGUCGCCGUCUGUUCAGAGUUCUCGCAGACCUUCAAUUUCAUCUGCUGUCGAUGAAAGUGUACCACUACAGCUACGGGGAAUGUCCGAAAAAGCACGGGGUAAAAUGCCUGCUGGACAGCCAUCCUUUUCUAGGCAAAAUAGUAUGACCAGUCAGAGUAGUAUGUCAGCAGCCUUCCCAACGGCUCCCAAUGGUUUCACGCCAACUGUAGCCUGGCUUGAGUCCUGGCUCCCAGAUCUACCACUCCAUACUAUUCUUACUGUCAUUUCAGCGAUUAUGCCCCACAUCCCUGAGUCCGCUUUACAGAGCACUUCUAGCCCGGAAGCCCGGACUCUAAUCACGAAUCUUCCCUCAUUCGCGGAAGAACCAAUGAUCCAAAGUAUCAUUUCAGAGCCCCCUCCCACCCGUGUACAUUCCUUUGAAUGGUCAGCCCUCUCCAUGGGCUGGUAUGAAUCCUUACUGUGGGGAUUCAUCUUCUCGAGUGAGAUGGUCGUUGGCUCCGCUUCGGGCGCCACGCCAGGUACCGUUGGAGUGUGGAAUGGAACCAGUAUCAAACUGUUCAAGGUCCAAGAGGCUGCAGCGCAAGGACCCACGUUACUUGCUCCAAAGGGUGCAGUGGACGCCGUCGGUAGUAACUUGGUUCAACGAAUUGGGAACCUGAGCCUCCGGAGGGCCAGCGCGCAGGAUUCUCAGAACAGUUCCAGGGCUCCAUCUGUUCGGGAGGUCUAA